Molecule: messenger RNA, 378 nt
Organism: Paramecium octaurelia
Lineage: Eukaryota; Ciliophora; Oligohymenophorea; Peniculida; Parameciidae
Source: the annotation of a GenBank genome assembly
UUUAAAUAAUGAGUGCCUGCAUAUAUUGUUGUCUCCUUUAAUUGAUAGCAAGUAUCAUCUACCCUCUGAGACAGACUUACCAAGCUUAUAAAUUACAAGAGAAACUAUAAAUAUGGGUUGUAUAUUGGAUUUUGAUGAGUUCAAUAUAUUUAUUAGAGGAAAUAUCAUUCGGAAUAUUGUUCAUGUAAGUUUUACUUUUAAGUCAAUAGGAUCCCAGGAUAUUCAAUUUUUAAGACUUUCUACGCUAUCUGGCUUUAUCAUGAAAAAACCCAAGGAGCUUUGGUUGUUGGCACAUUGCUGAAACCAGUAUUUAAUAAAGUCAAAGGCAUUAUGGCUCCAUUUUAAGAGAAAUUAGAUGUUCUUGAAAAAGUUAAAUGA